AUGGCGACUGCCGCCCCGUCCACCCUCUCCCCAAACGCCCAGGGAUUCGAGCCCCGCACCGACGCCAAGAAGCUCAACAAGGUCCUCAUUGCUAACCGCGGUGAGAUCGCCUGCCGCGUGAUCAAGACCGCGCGCAAGCUCGGCGUCAAGACCGUCGCCGUCUACUCGGACGCGGACAAGGACUGCCUGCACGUCGAGAUGGCCGACGAGGCGUACCACAUCGGCCCUGCGCCCGCUGCCGAGUCCUACCUUGUCGCCGAGAAGCUUCUGCAGGUCGCCGCUGCGUCGGGCGCCGACGGCAUCCACCCCGGCUACGGUUUCCUGUCCGAGUCGCCCGCAUUCGCCGCAGCCGUCGGCAAGGCCGGCAUUGCGUUCAUCGGCCCCCCUGCCGAGGCGAUCCGCGCGAUGGGCUCGAAGCGCGAGUCCAAGGAGAUCAUGGUCGCCGCCGGCGUGCCCUGUGUCCCCGGCUACCACGGCGCCAACCAGGACGAGGACGUGCUCGUCAAGGCUGCGAGUGACGUCGGCUUCCCCCUCCUCAUCAAGCCCACCCACGGCGGCGGUGGCAAGGGUAUGCGUGUCGUGCGCAAGCUCGACGACUUUGUCGAGGAGCUGCGCUCGGCCAAGCGUGAGGCUGCCAAGUCGUUCGGCAACGACGAGGUGUUGCUCGAGCGCUGGCUUGAGCGCCCCCGCCACAUCGAGGUCCAGGUCUUCGCCGACUCGCAGGGCAACUGCGUGAGCCUGUGGGAGCGUGACUGCUCGGUGCAGCGCCGUCACCAGAAGAUCAUCGAGGAGGCGCCUGCCCCCGGUCUUUCCGCCGCGAUCAAGAAGGACCUCGCUGACAAGGCCGUCGCCGCCGCCAAGGCCGUCAACUACGUCGGUGCCGGCACGGUCGAGUUCAUCAUGGACGCCGACUCGGGCGAGUUCUUCUUCAUGGAGAUGAACACGCGUCUGCAGGUCGAGCACCCCGUGACCGAGGAGGUGACUGGUGUCGACCUUGUGCAGUGGCAGCUGUCGGUUGCGGCCGGCAACCCGCUCCCCGUGACGCAGGACGACAUCCCGUGCAUCGGGCACGCGUUCGAGGCGCGCAUCUACGCCGAGCGCCCCGAGGCCAACUUCCUGCCGGACGCCGGGCGGCUGAUCCACACCGCGGCGCCGCGCGACGCCCCGCACCGCCUCGACACGGGCUUCCGCGAGGGCGACGACGUCUCGUCCUACUAUGACCCGAUGAUCGCCAAGCUCAUCGUGCACGGCCGCGACCGCAACGAGGCGCUCGCGCUCCUCCGCUCCGCGCUGGACCAGUACCAAGUCGUGGGGCCGAGCACCAACGUCGAGUUCCUGCGCACGGUCGCGUCGCACCCGACCUUCGCGGCGGGCCCCGUCGAGACCAACUUCAUCGAGCAGCACCACGCCGAGCUCUUCCCGCCCAAGAAGGUGCCGGCUGAGAUUCUCGCGCAGGCCGCGCUCAGCAUCGCGCACCACGAGCCGGGGGCCGGCGCGUGGGCCGCCCUCCCCGGCCGCCGCUUCAGCGACGUCAACGAGCACACGUACCACUUUGACGAGGGCGAGGUCGUGGUCCGCCAGAACCCGGACAGGAGCUACGACCUCUCCGUCGUGGUCGGCGACCACGCGGACGCGCACAAGGCCGAGGACCAGGGCGAGGCUGUGCGCCUGCACGCGCGCGCGACGCGGACGGGCCCCAACGACCUCGUCGUGCAGUUCGGCAACUCGCGCGCCGAGGCGACGAUCAUCCCCCACGGCCCCAAGCUGGUCGUGUUCACGCCCGAGGGGUCGCACACGCUGCGCCGCCGCGGCGCCGAGGUCGAGGCCGAGGGCGAGGGCGGCGCCGCCGCAGACGCACUCGUCUCCCCCAUGCCCGCGACGGUCAUCGACGUGCGCGUCAAGCCCGGAGACAAGGUCACCGAGGGGCAGGUGUGUGCCGUCCUCGAGUCGAUGAAGAUGGAGAUCAACAUCCGUGCCGAGCGCGACGGUGUGAUCGCCGCUGUCAGCGCCGAGAAGGGCCAGGCCGUCGAGGAGGGCGCGGUCCUCGUCGCGCUGGAGCCGGCGGAGGCGGAGGCGAAGUAG
Cutaneotrichosporon oleaginosum is the source of this 2082-nucleotide messenger RNA. RefSeq lists its product as uncharacterized. Gene Ontology annotation, molecular function: methylcrotonoyl-CoA carboxylase activity; ATP binding; metal ion binding. Gene Ontology annotation, cellular component: mitochondrion. The record is from RefSeq and is a predicted model, not a curated record. NCBI's taxonomy places the organism in Eukaryota, Fungi, Basidiomycota, Tremellomycetes, Trichosporonales, Trichosporonaceae.